GCGGGCGUCCCGGGCGGACGGCGCCUUGACCGCGGGCGCGUCCCGGGGGUUCCGAUUUGAAGACCUGGCUUCUCAUCGCCAACUGGAUUAUGCCCAAAGCUCUACUACCCAAUGAUCCUCUUGCAACACGCCGGCCUUCCUCUGCCUAAGCGGCCCUCAUCCUCUCCUCCUAUGUCAGUAGCCACUAGGUCUACAGGAACCUUGCAGCUUCCACCACAGAAGCCUUUUGGGCAGGAGGCUUCCUUGCCUCUGGCAGGGGAAGAAGAGUUACCUAAGGGAGGGGAGCAAGACUCUACCCUGGAGGAGCUAUGUAAGCCCCUGUACUGCAAACUCUGCAAUGUCACCUUGAACUCUGCGCAGCAAGCCCAGGCUCAUUAUCAGGGUAAAAAUCAUGGUAAGAAACUCCGAAAUUACUAUGCAGCAAAUAGCUGUCCUCCUCCUGCCAGGAUGAGCAAUGUGGUAGAGCCUGCAGCUACUCCAGUUGUCCCAGUCUCUCCACAG
Molecule: messenger RNA, 501 nt
Organism: Galeopterus variegatus (Sunda flying lemur)
Lineage: Eukaryota; Metazoa; Chordata; Mammalia; Dermoptera; Cynocephalidae
Product: zinc finger matrin-type protein 3-like
Exons: 3
Molecular function (GO): zinc ion binding; nucleic acid binding
Source: RefSeq, a predicted model, not a curated record